Molecule: messenger RNA, 4002 nt
Organism: Toxoplasma gondii ME49
Lineage: Eukaryota; Apicomplexa; Conoidasida; Eucoccidiorida; Sarcocystidae
Product: leucine rich repeat-containing protein
Exons: 21
Coding region: 1-4002 (1333 amino acids)
Molecular function (GO): protein binding
Source: RefSeq, a predicted model, not a curated record
AUGGGACCACCAGUAAAACGGAGGAGCCCUGGCCUGUCGGCAGUGGCAGAUCUCGAGUUCUUGGAUGCAUCUUUCAACAGAAUUUCCUCCCUCGGGCUCCACCUGAGAGGUCUAAGCAAGCUGCAUACGCUGCGAAUUGCGUCUAACAGACUGGAGACUCUCAGCGGCCUCAGCCACGCUUCGGGCGUUGUUGAGCUUCACGCACCUGGGAAUAGAAUAGAAGAACUCGGCCGUGGGCUCCGGGACAACCUCAAGCUACAAAGGGUCAAUCUCGCCUCGAACAGAAUAAGAGACCUGUCGGAAGUGUUCUACCUGACGCUACUGCCUGAGCUCAUGGAGCUGCACAUGGCUGACCUGGAUUUCAGUGCAUCGGCGAAUCCAGUUUGCAAACUGAAGAACUUCGAAACAUUCUGCAUUUACCAUCUUCCCCAUCUUAAGGUGUCAAAACAGAGCCCGGUCUCUGCUUCCCCAGCCAGCAGUCGCCCUACAGUGCAGGAAGCGAAAAUCGUGGAGGAGGCUCUGCGUGAGUCGCUCAUUGUUAAGCAGAUGGUUUUGGCCCGAAUGGAAGAACUGAAGCAGCGAGCAGAACGAAGCCUUCUGUGGGAGCACGAGAGUGCCGGAAAUGUCUUUUUCGAGAGAGGCACACCAGCUCAUGACUGGUACAACGAUGUUGUCCACCUGGUCACCAGUCGAUUCCACCUUAAGGAAUUCCAGCCGUUGAGUGUGAAAGGCGUGCAGGUGAAAGCGGUGACGAAGAUCCACAAUCGGCUGCUGGAACACCGCUUCAAUGAACAUCACGCCCGGCUAGUCGAAGAUGGCGGGUCCCGAAGCGAGGUUUUAUUCUAUGGAGUUGAUCCAGCGGCACCUCAGGAAAUGCACUGGGUCUGUCGCCGUGGCUUUUUGUCGGCUGAGAAGGCGAAUGAGAGAGGCAUUCACCCCUUUGUCCCGCUCUGUACGUCUCUCUACGGUGCGGAUGCACCUCGACUUCGUUCUUUCUUCAAGACAGAGUCGUCGAGUGCCGGAGCCCGGGAAGUUCUGCGGGCCAACGAAGAGUGGCACCUGUUCACUGAGGAUGGCUGCGUGACCGCAGAAGGCAUGGACUGGGUUUUCGAGAAGGCCACCAUGCUGUUUCCGCCUGGCGAACUUCUCAUUUGUCGGGCCAUCAUCCACCAGCCGACUCUGAGUUGCUUGAUGGUGGGCGACGACCAUGUUUGCGGACCGUCAGCGCUGUGGCAGAAGAAGCCCAUGGCGCACCUUGUGCCCUACUCAGAUGCCACGGAGGAGACAGAGGUCGAAGAUGAAGAUAAGGACGGGAUACGCGAGGCUCCCACACUGGCGAGAAGCUCUACAGCAAGCUACCGGUACAGGGAAGGCCAACCACAUGACAAGUACUGGUGGAUUCUGAGUCCUGAUGUGGUUCUGCCUCUGUAUCACGUGGUAAUUGGUUACGAGACAGAGGAACGCAGCUUCGCAUCCCCCUGGAGCGGUCGGCAGCUGAACAGAAAAAUUCCGAGUGACGACGAGAGGCGACGGCUGCCGGAAUGUAGGAAGCACGCUGGGUUGUUUGCCGAGGAUCUAGCUCACAGAAGCUCCUCAGCUCCUGUUGGGUCACUGUUCUCAUCUUCAACAGAUACGUCCCAGCCACUCGUAGCACUCGAAGCUAGGGCUGGUGAGGCACCUUCCGACGCCUGUGCUGAGGAUGAGCACGACACGUUGGGGGAGUUUUUGGAAAUACUGAACUUUUAUCGGAGCUUCGUCUCGACAAGCGGGGAUCUGACAAGAGGUUGUGGACACAGCGCGAGUUACAGAUUAGGGAAGCAACUCGACGGGGGCACCUCCGCUUGCGACGGGAGCGAAAGUGGUAUGGAUGAUUAUAGGAGCUCCUCAACUGAGGAACGGACAAUGCCUUUGCGAACCGCUGCUGGAUCUCAAAAAAGAAGUCAAGUUUAUCUGCCACCUCGGUCAUGUCAAACGCAAGCUUCUGACGGCUUUGGAGAUAGGUCUGCGUACCGAACACAUGGCUUGCUGCUUGGAGGACGAGGUGUUUUGAAUGAGGCGACACUGUGGGGUCACGAUGGAGACCAACUUCGCCGAGCCUUGAAGAUAAACUCAGAGACCGACUACAGGAGUAUGACGUCGAUCGAAUUGCCUAACGCUGGUCUAAUUGCGAUAGAACCGUCGCUCCUGGAGAGAGCCCACCAGCUGCGAGAACUUCGGCUGCCGUGGAACAAGAUUAAGUCCUUUGAAGACAUUUUGCCAUGCGUUGGAGACACUCCACAUCUCUUUCCCAGACUCACUCUGCUUGAUGUCUCUUUCAAUGAGAUCAAAGAUGUUCCCGCCUUCAUCUGGGCUCCGGAUCUUCGUACACUCGAUGUGUCCUUCAAUGAGAUUUCAGACGUUCAGAGCAUUAAAGUCAUUGCUACGCGAGCCCCGAAUAUCGAAGAACUGCGGAUCAAAGGGAACCCGGUGGCCUGUGUUGAUUCUGCGUCGGAGUCCUUCUGCGGCGCUCUCCCUCGCCUCCUCAGCUUCGAUGGUGAUGCUCUUCGGAAAACUGCUUCUAGUGACAGAAAUUCAGAUGCACUGACAAACAAGUCGCUUUCCUCUGAGUCAGCCCUCUCUACAUACGACUUGUUACCUUUCUGCUACCUGUGCCCUCCGGCAAUGGGCGUGAACUCGAGGCAACCAGAGGAGCACGGAAUGCUUUGCUCUCGUGCAGUUCUGUCUGUGAAGAAGGCGUUCGAACUUAAAGCCUCCUGCGGCUCAGAAAAAGGCGAACACACCUCGCCUCUCCAUGCUUCAGGCGCUGCAUGCGCUUGGACGGAGACAGGAAAUUCUGCAGCUGAAAUGGGCGCCAUGCAUCUGUCCCCGGAGUUUGGCCUUCUGACUCGCAACUUCCUACACGGCCUAAGUAGAGUAAACUGGCCUGCGUACAUCAACUGCAUUGAACUGCCUAGCCAGAAAUUGUCGACAGUCCCUGACUUGCGCAUCUUUUCAAAUCUCAGAAGGGCCGUUCUGAGCCAUAACAAGCUAUCGUCCCUUCAGCCGCUUCUCGCGUGCGCGAAGCUGGAAACCGUGAUCGCUUCUGACAACUUCCUCGUUGAUCUUGGAGAGCUGUACCAGCUGCAGGAGCUCCGGCACCUCGAUGUAGCGCAGAAUAUGAUAAAGGAAUUCCCUUCCUCACUUGACGCUCCCAGGAAGCUGUGUUUUCUUGCACUGGAGAACAACCUCAUUGAGCAUGUUUCCAACCUAGAACUAUUCGACAACCUUACGCAACUCUUCCUAUCUUACAAUCGACUCUCAGAUUUUCGGUCGAUCAUUCACUUAGGAAGUCGUGGUGGACUGAAGGUCCUCGACUUGGCCGGGAAUCCCCUAUGCAGGCUUCCAGACUAUCGCGACUACACGCUUUACCUGUUGAAUGGUCUGAAGAUCCUCGAUGGCAUUGCUGUGAACUCAAAACACCAGGUCCAGAUACGGGAGGCCUUCUCGGGAAAGGUGACAGCGGAGCUGCUCGAGCAGCUCCUUGGCAGUGCGCCACCCUACGCGGCUGAAUCUGUGGACCUAGGAGACCGCAACCUCCGCCAUCUGGGAGACGUCAUAACUUCGUUCAAUUUCCCAAACGUCAAGGAAAUGAAUCUGGACGGGAACUUGCUGACAAGUCUCGCUGGCGUUGAGCAUUUGCCCAAGCUGGAGGUUCUCUGCAUCAACCGCAAUCGCGUGGAAAUCCGAGGUCGCAGCCUCGGAGGAGUGUCCUUGAACGACACACGUCACUUUCCGAACCUUCAGAACAUUGUCGAACAUCAGCCCCCUUCCAAGCUUGAAAUUCCUCAAUGUUGCAAGGAACAGGAUCAAAGACGUUGUGGAGGUGGAAAAGCUCAUCGAUCUGUCUUCACUUCGAUAUCUUCUAUUUUACGGCAAUCCAGCAAGCAGCGUCGCAUCGUAUCGAGUCCACGUGCUGCAUUACCUACGGCACCUAGCAGAGUUAGAUGCGAAGUCUCCAACUAA